Balearica regulorum gibbericeps (East African grey crowned-crane) is the source of this 1081-nucleotide messenger RNA. NCBI's taxonomy places the organism in Eukaryota, Metazoa, Chordata, Aves, Gruiformes, Gruidae. The record is from RefSeq and is a predicted model, not a curated record.
AGCAGCGUCGCCCGUAAGCUGAAAAACUGGCCAGCACAAUGGGAAAAAAACAGAACAAGAAGAAAGUGGAAGAGGUUUUAGAGGAAGAGGAGGAGGAGUAUGUGGUGGAGAAGGUCUUGGAUCGGCGAGUGGUAAAGGGCAAAGUGGAAUACCUACUGAAGUGGAAAGGUUUCUCGGAUGAAGAUAACACAUGGGAGCCAGAGGAGAACCUCGACUGCCCAGACCUCAUCGCAGAGUUCCUUCAAUCCCAGAAAACCGCACAUGAGAGCGAGAAGUCUGAGGGAAGCAAACGCAAAGCGGAGUCUGACACAGAGGAUAAAGGGGAGGAGAGCAAACCAAAGAAGAAGAAGGAGGAGUCGGAGAAACCACGAGGCUUUGCCCGGGGAUUUGAGCCAGAGCGAAUCAUUGGUGCCACGGAUUCCAGCGGGGAGCUCAUGUUCCUGAUGAAGUGGAAGAACUCUGACGAGGCCGACCUGGUCCCUGCCAAGGAAGCCAACAUCAAGUGCCCCCAGGUGGUCAUCUCGUUCUAUGAGGAGAGGUUGACAUGGCAUUCCUACCCCUCAGAGGACGAUGACAAGAAAGAGGACAAGAACUAACCCCUGGCACCCGCUCUGGCCAGCCUUUGUAUAAAGAUCUGAACUGUGGGUUUGAGCAAGAGGGAGAGAACGCAGCUCUGCUUGGUUGGGAGCGUAGAGAUGGCUGGAGAAGAUGCCCUUUGAAGAGACCAGUAUGGUUUCUGUGCCCUGCAGCUGCUCAACUGCUUUAUGCAGCUUCAUGCUGUGUACAGAUUCAAACCAGCCCGGCUCAUUUUGGGGGGGGUGGGGAGGGAAGGGCAGGGGGAUACCGGGGAUGUUGGGGGAAAAAAAAAAUUUCAAGGCUGGCUAUUUUGCAGCUUGUGGGAGAGGAAGCAAAGCCCCUUCCAUGAAGGACUGUCACUGGUGAUGGGUGGGCUGGGGAAAGGGAGUGCAGAUGGAUACUGCUUAAUCUUCAAAGACCAUCUCAGCAACCCACAGCCUUCUUCCCAAUAGUGUUAACUCUGCAUUUUUACGGCGUAGCAUGUGUGUAGGUUGUUUGUUUUUUU